UAUAAAGGACACGUUCUAUACCUAAAAUUGGAACAACAAUCUCUGAAAUAUUGUGAACCAAAGGUGUAAUUAAUUCAAUAAUAUCAAUACUAUUAUGGAUAAAUUAAACACAUCUUCAAACACAUCAUCAACUAGCUGGUUAUCUAAUAUGCUCUUUGAAGAAAUUGACAUAGAGGGUUGUGGUGAUUUGUUUCAACAAUGUGAACAAAAUUUGUUUGGUGUUGAAGAAUUUCUUACACAUGACAUAGCAAGUGUUCUUCAACAAGAUGAAAUUUUACUAGAACAAUCUGAAAGCUAUUCUAUGGAAAGACCAAACAAAAAGUUGAAACCAAACACUAUUUUGCAAGAUGUUUCCCCUGUUUCUUCUCCUUCUUCAACAACUUCUCAGAUUCUGUCUUUUGACUGUACCUUAAACACUACAAAACAGAACGAGGUUGUUCCAUUGUCAUCACAAAAACAUGUUCAAUUACCUCAAAAUCGAGGGAGUAAGAGGUCUGUGGCACAUAAUCAGGACCACAUCAUAGCUGAGAGAAAGAGAAGAGAGAAACUUAGCCAAUGCUUAAUUGCUCUAGCUGCUCUUGUUCCUGGUUUGAAGAAGAUGGACAAGGCUUCAGUCCUAGGAGAUGCAGUAAAGUAUGUGAAAGAGCUUCAAGAACGUUUGAAGGUAUUAGAGGAAAAGAACAAGAAUAGUAAUAGUACUAGUCCUGUUGAGUGUGUAGUGACAAUGAAUAAUGGACCACAACUAAGUUACGAUUCAUCAAGCAAUGAUGAAUCUGAAGCUGAAGCUGGUAGUGGUAAUAAUGAAGUUCUUGAACCCCAUGUGGACGCAAGAAUCUUGGACAAGGACGUACUCAUAAGGAUUCACUGCAAAAAGCAAAAGGGUCUUUUGCUCAAAGUAUUGUUUGAGAUUCAAAAGCUUAAUCUCUUUGUUGUUAAUAGCAGUGUCCUACCUUUUGGGGAUUCUAUCCUUGACAUAACCAUCGUUGCUCAGAUGGGAACGGGGUACAAAUUGACAAGAAAUGGCCUUAUAAAAAGCCUACGCGUGGCUGCAUUAAGAUACAUGUCAUAAUAUGAACGAACUUGUGGUCCAAGUAGUGGGUACAAUGCAACAAUAAUAAUCAUAAAUAAAUCUAUAAUCAUACUUCUAUUAUGAACGUACACAACAAUUACCAACUCAUAAUCCAAUUCAAAUGGUAAUGGAAAAUCUGAAUCAACCAAUUAUAUUUCGACACGUGACUUUGUGGUCCUACAAGAUAUUGACUUUCUGAAGGAUAGAGGUCCAUGGCAUGAUCCGUUGAUUAAGCCAUGCUCCUUGUGUUGUGGUGUGGUCUCAUUUUCUGUCUCAUUAUAUGUAUUGCCUUGUGUAUUUUUAGUAUUGCGGAUAUUUUUUCUUCAUUUUGUGUACAUUUUUGAGGUAACAUGAAUAAAAUUAUGAAGAGAUUCGUACGUAUUCAUAUA
Messenger RNA from Trifolium pratense (red clover), 1458 nucleotides. Its product is annotated as transcription factor bHLH18-like. Bases 95 to 1069 code for a protein of 324 amino acids. The transcript is spliced from 4 exons. The record is from RefSeq and is a predicted model, not a curated record. Lineage: Eukaryota; Viridiplantae; Streptophyta; Magnoliopsida; Fabales; Fabaceae. Gene Ontology annotation, molecular function: protein dimerization activity.